Messenger RNA from Rhagoletis zephyria (snowberry fruit fly), 440 nucleotides. Lineage: Eukaryota; Metazoa; Arthropoda; Insecta; Diptera; Tephritidae. The record is from RefSeq and is a predicted model, not a curated record.
GCUUCAGUCGCUUUGUGAAGGUGUCCAACAAGACUGGCGAGGCCAUUAAGAGUGACACUUACUGCGGCACCACCAGCUACAAUCCACCGGAGAUUCUCAAGCACAUUCCCUACGACCCUUUCAAAGGCGACAUAUGGUGCUGCGGUGUAAUGCUCUUCGUGAUGAUCAACCAGAACUACCCCUUCGACCGCCACGACGGCAAGGAGGUGAUGUACGAGAAGCAGAUGACCCGAGAGUACCACCUGGAGGAGGAGGUGGCCCGUCGAUGCACCGACGAGCUGAAGGACGUCAUUGCGCUGAUGCUCGAGCCGGAGGUGAAGAAACGAGUGGACAUCUUCAGCCUCUGUCAGCACCCCUGGUUUCCCAUCAUACUGCGGGAACAUGAGCUGCUGGGAAUGGUGCCCACUCUGACAACUCCCGGUUCAGCCAGCAGUCUCAAC